AUAACAUUUCACACAACAUUAUCAAAUCUCUCUCCAUUCUCAAAUCUCACAAACUUCUUGUGAUUCCUUUAAUAUGGAAGAUCUGAGUAGCGUUUCCGAGAUUUCAACAAGUACAGAUUCCACUCACACUCCCGCCAAGAUUCCGCCGCCGCCGACGACGGCAAAGUCAUCAUCUCCGGCGAGUUUAUACAGAAUGGGAAGUGGGUCAAGCGUGGUUCUUGAUUCCGAGAACGGCGUCGAAGCAGAAUCAAGAAAGCUCCCUUCCUCAAGAUUCAAAGGCGUUGUCCCUCAGCCAAACGGAAGAUGGGGAGCUCAGAUAUACGAGAAGCACAAGCGCGUGUGGCUCGGCACUUUCAACGAAGAAGAAGAAGCGGCGCGUGUUUACGACGUCGCCGUUCUCCGUUUCCGCGGCCCUGACGCCGUCACUAACUUCAAACCAGACACGACGUUAGAUAACGGUGACGUUAGAGAAGAAGUAGAGUUUUUAAACGCACAUUCUAAAUAUGAGAUUGUUGAUAUGUUGAGGAAACACACUUACAAAGAAGAGUUAGAGCAGAGGAAACGUAAACGUAACGGUAACGGUAACGGAGAGACGCAAGAGACGGCGUUUGUUAACGUUACGGUUACGACGGGGUUUAAAACGGCGGAGUGUCUGUUUGAGAAAACGGUAACGCCGAGUGACGUGGGGAAGCUAAACCGUUUAGUGAUACCGAAAAAUCAAGCGGAGAAAUAUUUUCCGUUACCGUUAACGGGGGAUGUUUCCGUGAGAGGGACGCUGUUAAAUUUCGAAGACGUUGACGGGAAAGUGUGGAGGUUCCGUUACUCGUAUUGGAACAGUAGUCAAAGUUAUGUGUUGACUAAAGGUUGGAGUAGGUUCGUUAAAGAGAAGAGACUCUGUGCCGGUGAUUUGAUCAGUUUUAGAAGAUCUAACGGUCAGGAUCAGCAGUUGUAUAUUGGGUGGAAGUCAAAGGCCGGGUCGGAUCAGGAUACGGGUCGGGUUGUCGUGAGAUUAUUUGGCGUUGACAUUGCUUCGGUUAUGUGUCGAAACGAUGUUGUGAAGGAAGAAACGGAGAUGUCGUUGAGGAGCAAUAAGAAGCAACGCCUUGUAACUACAAUUUAA
This is a messenger RNA of Eruca vesicaria subsp. sativa (arugula), 1120 nucleotides long. Lineage: Eukaryota; Viridiplantae; Streptophyta; Magnoliopsida; Brassicales; Brassicaceae. The record is from the annotation of a GenBank genome assembly.